ACAUUGCCACCUUGUCAUAAACAUACUGGUCUUGAUGACCGUCCCAUGUGUUUAUUGUGUUCUUGACCAGCUGCAGGUUCUACUGUAACCUCCAGGCGCCGUGCAGCUGUCCCUGUGUUCGUCAUCACCAGUCUGACCAGCUCGCUGGUGUUCCUCUUCGCCACGCUGUCCGUGUGGGACACGGCGUCUGUGGAGUCCAGUACGGGCCUGCUCAUGACCUCAGCUCCGGACAUGUUUCUGACAUUCGUUCUGCAUAUCGUCAGCAGAGCCUUUAUCUACGGUGGAAACACCGCCUUCAUUGCUAACUCAUUUCCCGCGGAGCACCUUGGCCGGUUGAUCGGCCUGUCGUACCUGGUAGCCGGGCUGGUCGGACUGCUGCAGUACCCGCUCAUAGGCUGGAUCAAGACUGCUGGCAGCCCGUUCUAUGUUUACAUUUUUGUUCUGGUGCUGUCGGUUAUGACGUUUGUCCACCCCACCUACAUCGACUACCACUGCAGGGACGUGUCCAACAAAGAUGGCCGCCGUCCUUUCCAAGGUGACCUUGAGAAACCCGUCAAAGGACAUCUUGAAGUCGACGCUUGUUGUUCCAAAGAGACAUGUGUCUAAGUUCCACGUAGUCUACACAUACUCGGAAAAUCUGUAUCUGUGCAUGAAUCGGUAUCUGUACAUGAAUAUGUAUCUGUACCUAAAUCUGCAUAUGGUUGAAAGUAAAGAUUUCGAGUGAUUGCCAUACAGCCUACACACGAACACCUGUCCGAUUCACGCUAUUGAAAUGUUUGUUAAUAAGUUAAUACUUGUUAACCGAGGAGAACUAGUAUUCAAAAUAGAA
Messenger RNA from Branchiostoma belcheri (Belcher's lancelet), 829 nucleotides. Its product is annotated as solute carrier family 43 member 3-like. Lineage: Eukaryota; Metazoa; Chordata; Leptocardii; Amphioxiformes; Branchiostomatidae. The coding region runs from base 214 to 606 and encodes 130 amino acids. The record is from RefSeq and is a predicted model, not a curated record. The transcript is spliced from 3 exons.